AUGGCCCCGUGUUUGGUGGCGUUCCUUCUCUUCGCAGGGUGUAGUGCAGCGCUGGAAAACAAGCAGGCCACGACUGUUUCUCAGAAAUGUUCAGAGGACACCGACACUUUCCUCCAGGAAAUUAACCAGGACAAUCCGAAGGAAUACGCUGUUCUCAUGUAUGAUGCAUUCGGAAAGAUGGGUAGUAAUGUCAAAGGAGGCAACGCCAACCGGCCUGGCCUCAUGCAGCAGUGUCGCUCUGCACACGGCCCUGCCUUCUCUGGACAGUACUGCCAGGUGUUCCUUAGGCAGGAAACCGUCCAGUACUUUGUUGGUAUUUGCCUUCCUGACUCCUGUGGAGAAGACGAUGUUCAAAUGCUGGUGCUGUGUGGGAAACUUGAGUUUGGCCAAAAUUCUCUCAUUCCUCCUUUGCCUUCCAUCCUGGUUAAUGACUCCACUCAGGAGAUGAUCAUGACCCACUGUUUGUCCAACACCAUUGCCCCCGAUGCAUCCGAUGUCACCUGUCUGUUUGUGUGUUGUGCGAUGGUGGCGAUUCCCCUUGCGGCUACGCUGUUUAAAGCUGUGAUACGAUGGCAACGGAACAGAGAGGUCAGGCCCACAGUGGAGUCUGCAGGUCUAAACGCCGGCCUUAACCUUUACGGGGCCAUGAACAUCAAUGGCUCCUCCAAUAGCGAUGUUAAUAGUGGCAGCUCAGAGGAAAACGGCAAUGACAGCAGCAAGCGCACUCCCGCGUGUUCCCCUCGAGGCGGCGUGCCCCGGUGCCUCGAUGCGUUCUCUCUACAGACCACCAGCCAGGGCAUCUUCAGCGCCUCCUCAUCCGUGCCGGCAGGAGGCCACUCCUGCCUCAACGGCAUCCGUGUCCUCAGCCUGUUGUGGAUCAUAUGUGGACACUCGGCACAGUUCCCCGUGAUAAACAACCUGGAUAACUACAAAGACUGGAAGAAAACCGUCGAGCACAACCCUCUGCAUGUGCUCACCAUCAGCGGGCCCGUUUUUCUGGCCGUGGACACAUUUUUGCUGCUAGGGGGUCUGCUCAGUGCACGCUCUCUGCUGGGCUCCAUCAACGGCGCCCAAGACAAACUGAGCCCGAGUUUGGUGGCCAGCUACCUCUUCAGGAGGAUUAGACGGAUUCAGCCGCUGCAUUUGUUCGUUAUGUGUCUGACAAUCGGCCUCAUCUCGGUGGUCCAUUGGGGACCCUACUGGUUUCCAUUUAUGGAUACCAUGAUGGAUUGCAAGACGUACUGGUGGGCCAACUUAUUGUUGAUAAGCAAUCUCCUCCCAGUCCACGAGAUAUGCAUUCCUUGGACAUGGUACCUGUCUCUGGACUUCCAGUGUUAUGCUACCACUCCUCUGCUGGUCUAUUUUUACAGACUACAUAGAGGUGUGUUUUGGCUUGUUGCUGGAGGCCUUCUGCUGAUGACCACUGUGGCCAGCGCCGUCAUAACUGCACUCCUGCAGCUGCCAGUCUUUCAGCCAUCUACGCUAACAUCCGAGAAUUAUGUUUUGUCAUACUACGUGAGGCCGCACACAAGAUAUGGGCCAUUUUUAAUUGGAAUCUUGAUGGGAAUAUAUCUAACAUCAAAGAAAGAUCACCUGCUGAAGCAAAAGUGGCAAGCGGCACUUGGUUGGUUCUGCUGCUUGUCGGUCAUGGCUUCGCUGGUUGGAUUGGCCUUCAUCCUCAGGGAGACCCCGGCCCGUCCUUCCGUGUCACAUGCCCUCUACCAGGGGCUGCACAGGCAGCUGUGGGCUCUGGCUGUGACCUGGAUCAUCCUGGCCUGUGAGGAGGGCUACGGAGGUUUUAUCAAGAGCCUCUUGUCUUUGCGUUUCUGGAUCCCUCUUUCCAACAUUAGUUAUGCCUGCUAUUUGACACAUCCCGUCUUCAUCAUCCUCUACAUCGGCCUGCAAGAGACCCCGAUUCACUACACGGACAUCAACUUUAUGUACCUGUUCCUUGGCCACCUGCUGCUCACGCUGGUGGCCAGCUAUGUGUUUACCGUGCUGGUGGAGAAGCCAUACCUCCUCCUAAGAUGGGGUAGUACAUAGUCUUUAUCCAGUAAUCCCCCAUUAUAUGUAUACUGUGUUUGCUUGUGCCUUGUAAGCUAUGCAUAUGCUACUGCUCAAUUUGUUCUGCAUUGUUGUCGACAUCCUGCAGAAGCCACUGAAACCAAAGUCAAGAUCGACACAUUCUUCAACCACCACAGUGGUAGUGGUGUAAAUAUAUUUCGAAUGUAUCGGCGUUUCCAUCUCCGGAACCAUUGACUUCAACAAAUCAGGCAGCAUGAGUAGAUAUUAUUUAUUGUUUCUCCACAUGGGCUUAUUGCAUUCAAGUUGCCUGGAUCAGACUUGCAUGACUUGCUUCUCUGUAACCCAAAGUUCAUCGUAUUCCCCUGCCGUCCCCCCCCUCCUCUAUCUGUUGGAAGACAUCACAAUAAACAUGAGACAUAUUUCACUGCCCUUUCCAUGGCAGUGAAUCAGAAGUGACACUGACUCGGCCGAUGAGCUCACGACAAAAGGUUCUCGGUUUCUUAUGACGCAUUAACGCGCGGCUGCGUUUCCAUCGUGGGCACGUGCUCUCGUGUGCAUCGCAUCGACCUGAGUAAUGGGUACACGGCCUCAAAGGAAAAGGAAAAAUGUGAUUUCAUUUCAUUUAAAUCCCGCUUUAUCUACAAGUUGAGUCCGACCUGCUGUGUUCAGUGGUGUGAGAUGAAUGUUUCGUGGGUCUCACAGGUAUCGUUAGCCUGCUGCUGCACUCCUGCCCUAAUGGGUUCUGGAAAAAGCGCCCUUACGGGCCGACUGUCUCGCGGCGCCAGACAAAAC
Messenger RNA from Pungitius pungitius (ninespine stickleback), 2817 nucleotides. RefSeq names its product O-acyltransferase like (gene oacyl). The transcript is spliced from 15 exons. Lineage: Eukaryota; Metazoa; Chordata; Actinopteri; Perciformes; Gasterosteidae. The coding region runs from base 1 to 2043 and encodes 680 amino acids. Gene Ontology annotation, molecular function: acyltransferase activity, transferring groups other than amino-acyl groups. The record is from RefSeq and is a predicted model, not a curated record.